GAAGGCAGGAGAAAAGCCCAAGUCAGACAAAUGUGAGUCAAACAUGGUACCAUAUGACGAAUUGAAAAUACAAAUCUUAAUUGAAACUUGUUCUGGUAACAAAUGGUUCCAAUCAAGAACCCGCUUCACUUCCGGGAGAAAUUUCAUCAACCUUUGUCGCCUAAGAACCAACUCCCUCAUGUGUCGCGAACUUUACACUAGAGGAAAAAGAGAGGAGCUACGCCUAUGCAGAGCUAACUGCCUGAAGGUGGAAUCCCUCUCACACAUCCCACAAGGAUGUCUCUCUUCAACACUCUGGUUCAGGGUAACCCGUCACAAUAGACUACUCUCGAUGGUGAGCGAUGAAUUCACAUCUCUAGGCUACCAGGUCAUCACCGAGCCACGUGUUAUGAUACAUGGUGAGCUCCGCAAACCAGACCUACUUCUCAUUAAAAACAACUCGGUCACAGUUUGUGACCUCACUGUCGGCUGGGAAUCACCAACCACACUCAAUGAGAGACACACAGCUAAAGCCUGCAUAUUCCCAACACUUUCAAGCAAUUGCUCUAAGCAGCCGUGGUGGAAUCUCCUCUCUCUGCUACACAUUCGUCAAAGAUACUGGAUGGGACCGAAAGGCCCUAGCCCUACUAUGCCCAAUGAGGUGAUGCUCCAGGGUGGAAAACGAACGGUGCUGAGCGACAAGCCCCUCAAUCCCCAGUGGACUGGGGGAGAUGGCCACUCACAGCCUAAGGCAUGUGGGACUGGGGUCUCCCAGCCUCUGUGCCGAGGGAGAGGGGAUACGGUCACCGGAAAAGUGAUGGUCACGGUGGGAUCGUAUACGGGCCCACCCAAACGGAACAAUUUCAUAAUGAUGAACACAGGCCUAGCCUCGGAUUGGUUUGGAUCUGAUGAUGACUCAUGCUUGAAUAUUGGAGCCCCAGGUCCUACAGGGGGGACGGACCUGGCGGCAAAUGCUCCCCCCACACCCUCAAUUCCUGUAGUGGAAGGAGGCACGGUGGUCUUGGGCUACCCGCUCAAAGUACCUUUAUCUUGCAGCAUAUGUUCUGCAUUGCUGCUGGGACGGGCCGGCUUGGAGAGUCAUUUCACAAGUCAUGGAGUAGCGGCUGUCGAGUACUUCUGCAUGAGAUGUGGUAGGAAAGACUUUCCGCGAUACCAUUCCUGUGCGUGCCACUACGCCAAGUGUAACCCGAAGGUGAUUCCUAAGGAGCCUGAUCUUCUCUACCGUUGUGAAGUGUGUAGACGCCAGUUCGCCACGUCACGUGGACUCGGCCAGCAUGAACGGCAUCAGCACCCAACUGUGCGGAAUGAGAAGAGACAGGCGGGCACAACCAAAGCCGCUAGGCUCCCAAGGGGGUAUUGGUCGGAUGUGGAACUCCUGAUCCUUUGGGAAAUGGAGGAAAGCCUCUCUGGCGACCCAAGGUUAAACCAGCUUAUUGCUGAGAAUUUGCACCAGGUUGGAUCUUGGACGAUGAACCUAUUAACAUCAUUCAAUCGUCCUGUUCCAUCAUCUUCCCAAUAUCUGAAUCUGAGGCUCUUAAGAACACCCCCUACCGGGCCCGGCCCUGAAGGACUCAUAAUCGCAAAGCUAAAAGAGUUUGACGUACAUUCUUUAUCAGCUUUACUAAACAUAUUCCUAUGGGUCAAAGACAUUUCCGUCUCCCCAAAAAUCUCGAAGACUGUCCUAAUCCCUAAAGCUGGUGACCUCUCCAAAGCCAGCAAUUGGAAGCCGAUCACCAUUUCUUCGGCCCUAAUACGGCUGCUUCAUAAAAUCUUGGCCAAACGCCUAUCCCUCUCAAUUCAAGAGAAAUUAUCACCAACACAACGAGCUUUCCUUCCUGUUGAUGGAACAAGAGUCAAUACUUUCCUUCUUGAUGCUAUAAUUGAUAGGGCUAGACGCUGCCACAGAGAAAUACACUGUGUAUCAUUAGACAUCGCCAAAGCCUUUGAUUCAGUAUCUCAUUUUUCCAUCCGCCGUUGUCUACAACGCUUUGGCUUCAACGACACCACCCAAUAUAUCAUGUCUCGCUACAGGGCAAACUUUUUGAACAAACGUAACUUAACUCCUAAAGUGGAGAAAUGUUCUUCAAUAUCUUUGGUUCCCGAAAAGAAAACGAGAAAGAUCAAAGUUCUCACAGAACCAACCUUCUCCUUAAAUAACCAAUUCAUACCCAACAUUUACAUCUCACAAUCAUUUAAAUAUAUGGGCAUUUACUUCAAUCACCAUGGAAAGAUGACCCCUAACACCUCCAACUUCCAUAUUCUCCUUGAGCGGUUAUUUUCUACCCUACUUAAACCUCAACAGAAAAUCUUUGUCUUGAGGAUGUUUGCAAUACCCAGGCCCUUGCAUCAACUAUCUCUAGGAAGAUACACAUCUGGCCUCCUUAAAUCUUUAGAUUGUAAAAUCAGAGGCUUCGUUAAAGGCACUCUAAGGCUUCCAACUUCAACUGCCAGUGCAGUAUUAUAUGCUCGCGUUAGGGAUGGGGGACUAUCCAUACCAUUAAUUAAAAUUGCUGAUCUUGAUGACCCUCCAGCACAAGCCUUCGCAUCCUCAACCCAAAGCCGUAUGAUACGGAAACGCUGUGGAUCUCCAUCCUCCAGUUGGAUGCAACGACGUAAGUGGAAACUACAACUCCACUUCUCCAUAAACUGCCACGGUCUUGAAGAAAAUGUAAAAUCACCAGGUAACACAUGGUUCAGUAAAGGAACCAAAUUCACAAGUGGGCGAACCUACAUAAACUUAUGUAGACUUCGUACCAACUUACUUAUAUGCCGCGAGCUCAACAGUAGAGGAACACUCGAAGGUAUCCGGACCUGUGAAGUCGGGUGCUCUAGGACUGAAUCGCUAUCACACCAAGGAUGUCCGGCAACCCACUGGUCGCGUAUUACACGCCACAAUCGUUUUCUCGACCUCGUUGUCGAUAGACUAAGUUCCCUUGGCUUCAGUAUUCUGUACGAACCAAGAAUCACCAUUAAUGGGGAACUUCGUAAACCAGAUCUGAUCUUAGUUCAAGACCAAAAUGUUACCAUCUGUGAUUUAACCGUGGGUUGGGAAACCCCAACCAGUCUAGAUGAUCGCCACACUCAAAAGGUGGACUACUAUGGCAACCAAGCCAUUGCCCUCAGCUCCAGAGGUGGAAUUUCACCCUUAAGCAACACCUUCCUCCAGAGCUGUGGACUAACGGAAAAA
Molecule: messenger RNA, 3187 nt
Organism: Darwinula stevensoni
Lineage: Eukaryota; Metazoa; Arthropoda; Ostracoda; Podocopida; Darwinulidae
Source: the annotation of a GenBank genome assembly